Triplophysa rosa is the source of this 7021-nucleotide messenger RNA. It is a transcript of the gene myh9a, whose product is annotated as myosin, heavy chain 9a, non-muscle. Gene Ontology annotation, molecular function: actin filament binding; ATP binding; cytoskeletal motor activity. The record is from RefSeq and is a predicted model, not a curated record. The transcript has 41 exons. NCBI's taxonomy places the organism in Eukaryota, Metazoa, Chordata, Actinopteri, Cypriniformes, Nemacheilidae. The coding region runs from base 166 to 6051 and encodes 1961 amino acids. Gene Ontology annotation, cellular component: myosin complex.
GGGAGUUUGUCAAGACAAGAGAGGAAACUGCAGAACGCCGAUGAGCUGUCCGGAAAAUAGCACAAGCUCUAACUGUCUGCGCGUAUAUUGUCACGUCAUCCGUAGGAAACAGUUUGGAUAAAGCAGGUCUUUCGAAACAGCGCCUGCGAGAAAUCACCAGCCAAAAUGUCAGACGCAGAGAGGUUCCUCUAUGGUGACCGCAACACCAUCAAUGACCCUCUGGCUCAGGCCGACUGGUCUUCCAAGAAGCUGGUUUGGGUUCCCUCUGAGAAGCUUGGCUUCGAGGCUGGCUCCAUCAAAGAGGAGACUGGAGACGAGUGUCUCGUGGAGCUCGUCGACUCCGGCAAGAAGAUCAAGGUGAAUAAAGAUGACAUCCAGAAGAUGAACCCACCCAAAUUCAGCAAGGUGGAGGAUAUGGCCGAGCUCACCUGCCUGAAUGAAGCCUCGGUGUUACACAACCUGAGGGAGAGAUACUUCUCCGGCCUCAUCUAUACAUACUCCGGUCUCUUCUGUGUGGUGAUAAACCCAUACAAGCAUCUGCCCAUCUACACCGAAGAGAUUGUAGAGAUGUACAAAGGCAAGAAGAGGCACGAGAUGCCACCUCAUAUCUAUGCCAUUACAGACACGGCCUACAGGAGCAUGAUGCAGGAUCGAGAGGAUCAGUCCAUAUUGUGCACAGGUGAAUCGGGUGCAGGAAAAACAGAAAACACCAAGAAAGUCAUCCAGUAUCUCGCACACGUGGCGUCGUCCUCCAAAACGAAGAAAGAUCCAGGCAGCGUCACCCUGUCACAUGGGGAGUUGGAGAAACAGUUGCUUCAGGCUAACCCGAUUCUGGAGGCCUUUGGCAAUGCCAAGACGGUGAAGAACGACAAUUCCUCUAGAUUUGGAAAGUUUAUCAGGAUCAACUUUGAUGUGAACGGUUACAUCGUCGGAGCCAACAUUGAGACAUAUCUUUUGGAGAAAUCACGUGCGAUCAGGCAGGCCAAAGAUGAGCGGGCCUUUCAUAUCUUCUAUUACAUGCUGACUGGAGCGGGAGACAAACUACGCUCUGAGCUGUGCUUGGAGGACUACAGUAAGUAUCGUUUCCUGUCCAAUGGCAAUGUCACCAUCCCUGGACAACAGGACAGAGAGAUUUUUGCAGAAACCAUUGAUGCCUUCAGGAUUAUGGGCUUCCCGGAUGAUGAACAGACAGGUCUGUUUAGGGUGGUGUCCGCUGUGCUACAACUGGGAAACAUGAGUUUCAAAAAAGAACGUAGCUCAGACCAGGCCUCCAUGUCUGAUGACACGGCUGCUCAGAAGGUGUGCCACCUCUUGGGCAUGAAUGUGACUGAUUUCACCCGUGCCAUACUCACGCCACGCAUAAAAGUGGGCCGUGAUUUCGUACAGAAGGCUCAGACUCAGGAACAGGCCGAGUUUGCCGUGGAAGCUCUGGCCAAAGCCACAUAUGAAAGGUUGUUCCGCUGGCUGGUUAUGCGAAUCAACAAAGCUCUAGACAAGACUAAGCGCCAGGGAGCUUCUUUCAUUGGAAUCCUGGAUAUCGCUGGAUUUGAGAUCUUUGAGCUGAACUCAUUUGAGCAGCUCUGCAUCAACUACACCAAUGAGAAGCUCCAGCAGCUCUUCAACCACACCAUGUUCAUCCUGGAGCAGGAGGAGUAUCAGCGUGAAGGCAUCGAGUGGAGCUUCAUCGACUUUGGUCUCGACCUGCAGCCUUGUAUUGAACUCAUUGAAAAGAAUGCUGGUCCUCCAGGAAUCUUGGCUCUGUUGGACGAAGAAUGCUGGUUCCCCAAAGCCACCGUUAAAUCAUUUGUGGAGAAGGUCGUCCAGGAACUGGGCAACAACCCCAAAUUCCAAAAGCCAAAGAAGCUCAAAGAUGAUGCCGACUUCUGUGUUAUUCACUAUGCUGGCAAGGUCGAUUACAAGGCAAAUGAAUGGCUUAUGAAAAACAUGGACCCUCUAAAUGACAAUGUGACCACCCUGCUCAACCAGUCGGCAGACAAGUUUGUGUCUGAACUCUGGAGAGAUGUGGACAGAAUAGUGGGGUUGGAUAAAGUGGCAGGGAUGGCCGAAUCCAUGCAUGGAGCCGUCAAGACCCGUAAGGGAAUGUUCCGUACUGUAGGACAACUGUACAAGGAGCAGCUGACCAAUCUAAUGACCACCCUGAGGAACACCAACCCUAACUUUGUCCGAUGCAUCAUUCCCAACCAUGAGAAGAAGGCUGGUAAAUUAGUACACCACCUGGUUCUAGAUCAGCUCAAGUGCAAUGGAGUUCUAGAAGGAAUUCGAAUUUGUAGGCAAGGGUUUCCCAACCGCAUCGUCUUCCAGGAGUUCAGACAAAGAUAUGAGAUACUCGCACCAAAUGCCAUCCCCAAGGGCUUUAUGGAUGGAAAGCAGGCUUGUGUCCUCAUGAUCAAGGCUCUGGAACUGGAUGCUAACUUGUACCGUAUAGGUCAGAGUAAAGUGUUCUUCAGGGCUGGAGUUCUUGCUCACCUGGAAGAGGAAAGAGACAUGAAGAUCACUGAUGUUAUCAUCACCUUCCAAGCCUGGUGUAGAGGAUAUGUUGCUAGAAGGGCCUUUGCUAAGAGGCAACAGCAGCUGACAGCCAUGCGUGUGAUCCAGAGAAACUGCGCUGCCUACUUGAAACUCAGGAACUGGCAUUGGUGGAGACUCUUUACCAAGGUCAAGCCUUUGCUGCAGGUAACCAGACAGGAAGAGGAAAUGAUCGCUAAAGAGGAAGAGUUAGUUAAGAUGAAGGAGAGACAGCAGGAGACUGUGGAUCAGCUAAAAGAGUUUGAGACCAAACAGCAGCAGUUAAAUUCAGAGAAGUUGGCACUUCAAGAGCAGUUGCAGGCAGAGACUGAGCUGUGUCAGGAGGCUGAGGAGAUGAGGGAUCGUCUCGCCGCACGCCAGCAGGAGCUGGAGGAGGUCCUGCAUGACCUGGAGUCACGUCUGGAGGAAGAGGAGGAGAGAGUCGUGCAGUUUCAGACUGAGAGAAAGAAGAUGCAGCAGAACAUUGGGGAUUUGGAGCAGCAGUUGGAUGAGGAAGAAGCUGCCAGACAGAAACUACAGCUGGAGAAGGUCACCAUGGACGCUAAGAUGAAAAAGAUUGAGGAGGACAUCAUGGUUCUUGAUGACCAGAAUGCCAAGCUUUCCAAGGAGAAAAAACUGCUGGAGGAAAGAAUCUCAGAGUUCACCACUAACCUGGCCGAAGAGGAGGAGAAAUCCAAGAGUUUGCAGAAACUCAAGAAUAAACAUGAGGCCAUGAUCACUGACCUAGAGGAUCAUCUGAGGAAAGAGGAGAAACUCCGUCAGGAGCUGGAGAAGAACAGGAGGAAGCUGGAGGGUGACUCUACGGAGCUCCAUGAUCAGAUCGCAGAGCUGCAAGCUCAAAUCGCAGAGCUCCGAGCUCAACUUGCCAAAAAAGAGGAAGAGCUCCUGGCUGCACUGGCGAGGAUUGAGGAGGAAGCUGCGCUGAAGAAUGCUGCCCAGAAGAACAUUCGUGAGCUGGAGGCACAGCUCUCAGAGCUGCAGGAAGACCUGGAGCUGGAGAAAGCUGCUCGUGCCAAAGCAGAAAAACACCGCAGGGAUCUGGGAGAAGAACUGGAGGCUCUAAAGACUGAACUUGAAGAUACUCUGGAUUCUACCGCAGCCCAGCAAGAGCUCAGGGCAAAGAGAGAGACCGAGGUAUCUCAGCUGAAGAAGACCUUGGAAGAUGAGGCCCGUUCACAUGAACAGCUCUCGGCUGAAAUGCGACAGAAACACAACCAGGCCUUUGAGGAGCUCAAUGAACAGCUAGAGCAGUCCAAGAGAAAUAAGGCAUCCGUUGAUAAAGCUAAACAGGCUCUGGAGAGCGAACGCAAUGAGCUUCAGAUCGAACUUAAGACGUUGACGCAAGGUAAAAAUGAUUCGGAACACCGAAGGAAGAAAGCCGAAGCUCAGCUCCAGGAGUUACAGGUCAAACAUGGAGAGAGUGAGAGGCAGCGAGUGGAGCUGGCCGAUAAAGUGACCAAGAUGCAGGCAGAGAUUGAAGCUCUCCACGGCUCCUUGAGCAAAGUGGAAAGCAAAUCCAUCAAAGCUUCAAAAGAUUGUACCACCGUUGAAUCUCAGCUCAAAGACACACAGGCAUUGUUGGAGGAGGAAACCAGGCAAAAGCUUGCGUUCUCUACCCGUCUUCGACAGCUUGAGGAUGAGCAGAACAACCUAAAAGAGAUGCUGGAGGAGGAAGAGGAGAGUAAGAAGAAUGUUGAGAAGCAGCUCCAAACCGCUCAAACUCAGUUGGUAGAGAUGAAGAAGAAAGUAGAGCAGGAGUCCCAGACUUUGGAUAGCGUAGAGGAAGGGAAGAAGAAACUGCAGAGAGAGGUGGAAAGCCUCGUGCAACAGUUGGAAGAGAGGAACUCGGGCUAUGAUAAACUGGAUAAGACCAAGAACCGUCUACAGCGGGAGCUCGAUGAUGUCCUGGUAGACCAGGCUCACCUCCGUCAGACUGUUCAGGAACUGGAACGCAAACAGAAGAAGUUUGACCAGAUGCUUGCUGAGGAGAAGAACAUCUCUAUGAAGUUUGGCGAAGAGAGGGAUCGUGCUGAAGCAGAGGCUCGAGAGAAAGAGACCAGAGCUCUGAAUCUGGCCCGAGAGCUGGAGGCCAUGACCGACUUGAAAGAUGAACUUGAGCGUGCCAACAAGCUGUUCAAAGCUGAAAUGGAGGACCUGAUGUCAUCCAAGGAUGACGUUGGAAAGAGUGUCCAUGAGCUUGAGAGAGCCAAGCGUGGAUUGGAACAGCAGUUGGUGGAGAUGAAGACACAGCUUGAGGAGCUGGAGGAUGAGCUGCAGCUCACUGAAGAUGCUAAGCUGCGUCUGGAGGUCAACAUGCAGGCCAUGAAGGCUCAGUUUGAGAGAGAUCUCCAAGGCAGAGAUGAGCAGGGUGAAGAGAAACGCAAGCAGUUGGUCAAACAAGUGCGUGAGAUGGAGGUGGAGCUGGAGGACGAGAGGAAACAGCGGGCGCAGGCCGUAUCUGUGCGCAAGAAGCUUGAGCUGGACCUGUCUGAGUUGGCUGCUCAGAUCGACGCUGCCAACAAGGCUCGAGAUGAAGCCCUCAAACAGCUCAAGAAACUACAGGUGCAGAUGAAAGACCAAAUAAGAGAGUUUGAAGAUCUGCGCCUGUCCAGAGACGAGGCCCUUAACCAGGCUAAAGAAAAUGAGCGCAAGAUUAAAAGCAUGGAAGCUGAGGUCAUGCAGCUGCACGAGGAUCUAGCUGCUGCUGAUAGAGCAAAGAGACAAAUCCAGCAAGAAAGAGAUGAACUACAGGAUGAGAUGAACAGCCAGAAUGCCAAGAACUCGAUGAGCAGCGACGAGAGGAGGCGAUUGGAGGCACGUAUUACUCAGCUUGAGGAGGAACUCGAGGAGCAACAUCUCAAUGUGGAACUGGUCAAUGAUCGACUGAAGAAAGCAACACUGCAGGCUGAACAAGUUGGCGUGGAGCUGUCUGCAGAGCGUGGCAACAGUCAGCGUCUGGAGGGCAUGCGCUCACAGCUGGACCGCCAGAACAAAGAUUUAAAGCAGAAGCUUCAGGAGUUGGAAGGAGCUGUGAAGAGCAAGUACAAGUCUGCCGUUGCUGCCCUGGAGGCUAAAGUCGCCCAGCUCGAAGAGCAACUGGACAUAGAGAUAAAGGAGAGGCAGCAGUCCACUAAACAAGUGCGCCGUGUCGAGAAGAAACUCAAAGAAGUCUUGCUGCAGGUCGAGGAUGAGAGACGCAUUUCUGACCAGUACAAAAAUGAGAUUGAGAAGCUAAACACUCGUACGAAGCAGUUGAAGAGGCAGCUGGAGGAGGCAGAAGAGGAGGCGACUCGAGCAAACGCUUCCCGCAGGAAACUGCAAAGAGAGCUGGAAGAUGCCUCUGAAUCCGCUGAUGCAAUGAACCGAGAGUUCAGCUCCCUAAAGACCAAACUCAGACGUGGUGAUUUCAACGUCAACAUACGCCGCACAGUUGGUCGCUCUGGUUUGGAGAGUGAUGAGGAUAUGGACCAGAAGAGCGAAGUGUCAGACACGACUCCCGAGUAAUUCACCCAAUCCAGUCGGUUUGGUUUCGGCGUAUGGCAGCUGAGCCUACAGAUAUUAUUCCUGAGGACCUAUUAUAUGCCUAGCUUACUUCGGUCGAAAAGUUUUGUAUGCUUAGCGCAAUUGCAUGCUAGUGGUGUUCACUGCCGUUUUCAAUAUUUUAAUGGAGGUUUUGAGCCAAACUAGUACUUGCCAUAAUUUGAGCAAUUUUUUCAGAAGUGAUAUGCAUCUUUUUCCUUUCAAUGAAACUGGAAUAGUUCCGAUGGCCUGAUCUGUCUACCCUGCUGCCUUACAAAUAAAUAAAUAUUGGCUGUUUAUGUUUUACAUGGGGGACAAAUUGAUAUCCACUUUCAAAAGAAAUUGUCAGUUUUUAUAACAGGAGGAACUCCCAUUUGUAACCUCAUUACAUUUGUGAAAAAUGUUCAAGAAUAUUAUCGACCAAAGAGAGAUUGUUGUAGGUUUCUUAAUGUUUGAGAGCACUUCAGCACCAUUUAUGCCUUUUCAUAAUCGUUUACCAUUAAUCAACACUUCCACUCAAUUUAAAACACUGUUUGCCUUAAGUUUGUAAAAUACUGCAAGUGUUUUGCUAAAGUUGUUACUCAGGAAAAAUGUUUGCAUCACUUGUUAUGGCAAAGUUAGUUUGACACUUAGUUUGUUCUUUUUUUUUGUUAACACAAAAAAAUCUAUAAUGAUCACACUUUUAGGGGGAGGGUUCUGUAAUAAAGCUCUUAAUUUAACCUUCAACUUUUGCUCCUUGAAAAUGUAUUUGCUAAUGUGCUUUUUCUUGUUGACCUAAAUGUUUUCCCAUUUUUGCUUGUAACAUUCUGCAUACUGAAAACCUGAACAUUUUCAGUGCAGUGGCAGUGUUAAGAACUGGCUGUGUAUUUGGUAUGGCUAAGAUUUUUCUUCCUUUUAAUGUCACAUGCUGUUUCAUUGGAUCAAAUUAUUAAAGCUUGGUCUUUUGUACUCUCAA